AACAGAAACAGAUACGAAAAUAAAAAAAGUAACGGUAAUGGAUCAAGCUUCAGAAAAAAAUACUAGCAUCAGCAUUUCUACCGGUGAACAAAAUACUGUCCCUGCAGAAAAGUUUGCUAAGCACAAAUCAGAUGAACAUUCUGCGGUCAGUUGUGAUCUUCGAGGAAGUAGUAAUAAGGAUUCUCGUGAAGAAAUGAAACAAGAAGAUGAUGAUGUUAAACCAAGUUCUGCUAGAGAUGAAGUUGAUACUUCUAAACAAAAAAAUGAUAGUGUAGAAAAAGAAGGAUCAAACAACGACGACAAAAACCAAGAGGAAAAAUAUGAUGUAGAUGAAGAACACGGAGUAGGACUAUAUUGUGAUGAAGAGGAUAAUCCCUUUGAAGAUGUUUACGAAGAGUUAGACUCAGAUAGAGAUGAUGAUUAUUAUUAAGGCUGCGUAACAAAAUACCCGCAAAGAUAAAAUAUCCGAACGUCCAUAUCUCAGUAACUAAUUAUCACACAGAAAAAGAAAGAGUAGUUUCAAUAAUUACAAAAAAUGGUUUUUUGAACAAAAAAAAUUCUUUUUCUUCUGUUAAGAUAAACACGGGUAUUUUAUCUCCGGCUUUUUUGUCGUGUUACCAUUACACAUAUAGAAAGGUUUGUUUGAAUCGAAAGAAAAAAAUUUUAUAAUAAGGAA
Messenger RNA from Cotesia glomerata, 676 nucleotides. Its product is annotated as protein PFC0760c-like. NCBI's taxonomy places the organism in Eukaryota, Metazoa, Arthropoda, Insecta, Hymenoptera, Braconidae. The record is from RefSeq and is a predicted model, not a curated record. The transcript has 2 exons. The coding region runs from base 38 to 430 and encodes 130 amino acids.